AUGCAGACAUUGAAUCAAUCGAUUCAGCUUACAACUGCAUCAUAAGGAAGGAAUUCUAUCUUCGAAAAAAUUCUGCUCAGUUAUAACCUCAAAUUAUCUAUUUUAAGUGAUGAUAAAUAGAUGUUUUAGAAUAAAGUUUUUAGGUGUAAAACUCAAGCAAGCAAUAAAAAAGACAAUUACAUAAAUGCUGGCUUGUAAUUUAUUAUAAUUAGAUGUGGGCAAGCCUUGGAAGUUGAUGAAGAACAUUAAUCAAAUAAACCUUGGAUGAUUCAUGUUCUAUUGUCAUUUAACAGUUAUUAUUAACUAAAAGUUUGA
Messenger RNA from Paramecium pentaurelia, 315 nucleotides. The record is from the annotation of a GenBank genome assembly. Lineage: Eukaryota; Ciliophora; Oligohymenophorea; Peniculida; Parameciidae.